Synchiropus splendidus (mandarinfish) is the source of this 4814-nucleotide messenger RNA. Its product is annotated as integrin alpha-6-like. The transcript is spliced from 25 exons. Gene Ontology annotation, molecular function: integrin binding. Gene Ontology annotation, biological process: cell-matrix adhesion; leukocyte migration; cell-cell adhesion. The coding region runs from base 30 to 3122 and encodes 1030 amino acids. Gene Ontology annotation, cellular component: integrin complex; external side of plasma membrane. NCBI's taxonomy places the organism in Eukaryota, Metazoa, Chordata, Actinopteri, Syngnathiformes, Callionymidae. The record is from RefSeq and is a predicted model, not a curated record.
UUCUUUUUAAUGUCCAGACUUCACUCGUGAUGACUUACAACCUUGAUACACAAAGUGUAAUCCAGAAGACUGGAGAGCCAGGGACUCUGUUUGGAUAUUCUAUCGCCUUCCACCAGCAGCUCCACCCUGCCAAGAAGAACCUGUUGCUUGUUGGUGCGCCACAAUCCAAACACUUAGGCCAAGAGAACAUUACUGGUGUUGUUUAUCGGUGUGAUCUGUCUUCACCAUCCCAACACUGUGAGCCAAUUCACUUUGACAGUAAACAAUUCUUUGAAAGUAGAAAUAUAAAUGGCCAGUGGAUGGGAGUGAGAGUGACAAGCCAGGGUCCAGGGAAAAAUAUCAUGACUUGCGCUCACCGGUACCAGCAGUGGAGCCCCAGCCCGGGUCCUUAUGUCCCUCAUUUGUUAACGGGUCAGUGCUACAUCCUGGGAGACAACCUGCAAGUUGGGAAUCAGGACAGAACAUGGAGGAGGGUGGUGUGUGACUACGACCACCUCAGCAGGCGUCCCAUCAACCAGGACUGGUUUGGACUCUGCCAGCAGGGCCACGGGGCAUCCUUUGCAAAGGAUGGAAAAUCUGUGAUAUUUGGAGCACCAGGAGCCUAUCAGUGGAAAGGCAUUGUACGUUUGGAGCCUCUGAACGACCUGGAAAUUUACAGCAGCACUCCUCGAGAGACAGGGAAUAUUGAGAAGUUUGACUCUCAACUCAUUCCUUUCAAUCUCAACAGCUACCUCGGAUUCUCCACUGAUUCGGGGAUGGCGCUGCUCGAAAAGGAUGAGCUGACCAUCGUGUCCGGAGCACCGAGAGGGGGCUACAGUGGACAGGUGGCAUUCCUGAGGGCCGACCCACUGACUCCAAGCAAUCUGUCUGUGGAGCUGGUUCUCUCUGGUCCAGGUUUGGCUUCGUCUUUUGGAUACGACGUGGCAGUGGUGGAUCUAAAUUCUGAUGGAUGGGAUGAUCUUGCUGUUGGAGCGCCUCAGUUCUACUUAAAAGACAGUUUGGUGGGAGGAGCCGUCUACAUCUACAUCAACCACAAAGGAAAAGACUGGCAGAACCGAGAACCCAUCAGACUCUUGGGUCAAAAAGAAUCCAUGUUUGGGCUUGCAGUGGAAAACAUUGGCGACAUUAAUCAAGAUGGAUAUAAAGAUAUUGCCGUUGGAGCGCCAUAUGAAGGGUCUGGCAAAGUUUACAUCUUCUGUGGCUCGGCGGAGGGCAUCCACAGGAAAGCGGCGCAGGUGCUUCAUUCAAGAGAUAAGGCAGUGUCUUUGUUUGGAUAUUCUCUGUCCGGCAACUUGGACAUAGAUGACAAUGGCUAUCCUGAUUUGGCAGUUGGCUCACUCUCAGGUUCAGUCUUCGUCUUCAGAGCCAGACCGGUGGUCAGCGUCAACAGCCACCUACGGAUAAAACCAAAUGAAAUAGACUUGGAAAAAGAGCAAUGCAAUAAAAAAGCAUGCUAUCGUGACGCACAUGCGUGUUUCACCUGGAAGGCACAUGCAGCAUCAACCCAGCAAAAAAUGGUGUUGAACUACAGAUUUGAGGUCAACAAUGAGGCAAAGACAUCCAGAGUGAGGUUCAUGGGUUCAGCACACGGAAUGUUAGAGCUGCCUGGACCUGAGAUCGAAGUCUGUAAAGACAUCCGGCUUCGACUACUGCGAGAUAUUAAAGACAAGCUGAGCAAGAUCCCUAUUUCUGUCACACUGUCUCUGCUGGAGUCCAACCAGAGUUCACGGACCGGUUCUGCUCUGGAUACAAACCCAGUUCUUAACCUCUAUCAUCGGAGGAGCUCGGUUUCUGAGCUGAUCUUGAUCAAUUCAGGGUGUGGCAGUGACAAUAUCUGCCAAAGCAACUUACAACUGCAGUACAGGUUCUGCUCCCACAGAAACACCAACGGGAAAGAUGUUUACAGUUCUCUUGCAAGAGACAACGGUGUCGCUGUCAUUACCCCGUCUAAAGAAGACAUCGCUCUCGAGAUCAAAGUGACUAACAAAGAUGGCGAUGACGCACAUCAGGCGCGCGCUGUUAUUACGCUGCCGAACACGCUUCACCACACCUCUGUUCUGGAGGACACAGCAAAUCAACCUCAAGUUGCAUGUACACCUAACAGCAAUGGAACCAUUCUGGACUGUGAUCUUGGGAAUCCUCUCAGAAGAGAUGCCCAGGUCAUAUUUUAUGUGAAACUGUCCACAUCUGCUAUUUUGCUGAGUACUACAGACAUCAGUAUCAAUCUGCAGCUUAACACCACCAGCGUGCAGGAAGUACUGCCAGUGGAGGCAGUGGCAAAGGUAGCGUUUGAGCUGGCACUGCAAGUGUACAGCCAAGCCAGGCCGUCUCAAGUGACGCCUGGUGAUAGCGCACUCGGUGAAAGUGCCAUUAACUCCAGGACACAAAUGGGACCCGAAAUUCAAUUUGACUUCCAGAUCAUCAACCUGGGCCGACCGCUGAAAUCCUUCGCCAACGCCUCCCUCAACAUCCGCUGGCCAAAGGAGAACGCGGUUGGAAAAUGGAUGCUCUAUCUCACCCAGAUCACUCACAGUGGAGUGCAGCCCAUCCCAUGCUCUCCUGCGAGGGAGGUCGACCCGCUCAGAUCCGUCAAGGGUUGGACUGAACCACUGAGAAGGAGACGGCAAGUAGAGCCGGAAGCUCUCUCUUCUGACCAGUUUACAUCACUUCUGACAAGACGGCACAAAACCUUGACUUGCUCAGAAGGACUGAACUGCGUGGAGGUACGCUGCCCUCUAGUCGGCCUGGACAGUAUUGCAAAAGUGACUUUGCACUCUCGCCUGUGGAAUACCACUUUUACAGAGGAUUACUGGUCUUUGAAUUACCUGUUUAUAGUUGUGGACGCUGACGUUCGCCUCACCAACGCCAAUGAAAACAUCAGGCUGAAACUGGAGCAAGCAAGCACGCAGAUUAAGCUUACUGUGUUCAUGGAGAAGAAAGCAGAGUUCUACGCCAAAGUUGCCUGGUGGAUCAUUGUCCUGACCGUCAUCACUGGGCUUCUCCUCCUGGCAGUUCUGGCAUUCGUGUUGUGGCAGACUGACUGGGCCAAAAACCUCCACAAGAAACAUUCUCACAAGGAAGAUCCAGUGACACUUACGCAGCUCGCUCUUCUAAACUCAUGAAAUUCUAUGUCAUUUUAAUGUUUUUCCGUAACUUUUCUUGAACAAUAUGAACCCGAUCUUGUACACCGCUUUAAUGAAGCAGAAAGUAUCACUUGUUCAGCAAAGUUUUUUACAACAUGAAGAGUGUGUCUUCACGGUCACCACCACGAUGGACUGUAAGAGAGAAGUGGAGACUAGUGGGCAUUUAUGGGAGUAGUGCAACCGUUGUUAGAAAAAGCAGUAAACAGCUGGUUUUACAUUUCAAGGAGUGCGACAUUCAGAUUUUUGCAUUAAAAAAAAACUGUACAAUAUUUAAAAAUGACUUUUGGAAUUGAUUUUCAUAGGGAAGACAUUUCAUUUCUACUUAAACAAUUAAGAAAAAAAAUCAUGCAUCAGAAUACAGAUAAAAGGUACCUUUACCUUGGUUGAUCAGGCAUUUAAUAGAAAAUGUUUGACGUCAUUUCUUUAGGAAAUGUUUUGAGCUAGAGAUGGAGCAAAACAUUACUCCUCAAAUCAAUGAAAGAUUAGAUUCACCCUUUUCACAAUAACAGUGUCUGCAGCAUUAGUUCAGGAUACUUCCACAUGUAUUCAUUGAAAUAUUUACAACUGGUUAAAUGUAAAGACAGUGUAUAGUAUGUAGAGAUAUCUAUUAAACUGACAUUAAGUUAAUAUAAACCAUGAUGGUUGGAGUCCUGAAGCAACCACAUUUAUUGUGAAGGGAAGUAUUGCAAAGCAAAUAUGAGGGACAGGAUCAAUGGAGCUGCAUAAGCCAGCGCAUUAUGGAGCUCACAACCCACCUCCUCCCCAGACCCCCUGUCCCCUUGUAAUCUUGGUGAAAACGAUCAGUCUUCAUUUAACAGAAAAGUCAAUCAGACAUUUGUUUCAGGUUUGUUUUAGUGUCAGUCGUUCAAACCACACAAUGACAUGAGGAAAGCUGAUAUUAAAAACAAACACAUAGACCAUCUACUCAAAUACAGUAGUGUAUAAAUGAGCCUAACUCAGCCAGCAUCUGCUUCAGCGUUUUGAUUCCCAUUGUAAAACAUUGUGUCGGUCACAGUUGGUCAAGUGAAGGUCUCCGUUGAAUGAAGCCAACGGAAUAUCAUUUGCAAAAAAUGGACAUAUUUUGCCCCAUAUUGAAAUCAAAUCAAGUCAGUCACUCAGUAAAUAUAUAGAAACAAACCCCUUCUUCUUCAUCUCUCUCUUCACACACUGAAAAACGAGUUGGUGUUCCGGUCUGGUUACUUUUUGUUUUGUUUUGUUUUGUUUUUUUUAAACAACAUUUAUAACAAAACUGAUUAAAAAAAAUAAAAAAAAAACUGGUGUCAGACUUAAACACAGAAGCAGCUGGGAAACCUGGUUGUUUAGAAUAACUGAUUAUCAAAAGAGGUUUAUUGCAAAGACUUGAGGAAGUGAAUGUUUUGUUUUGUCUUACUAUUGGUUUUUUUUUCAUAUUCUAAUCUCAUUUGACUUGUUUCUGUUGAUGGUUGAUGAAUCUUCAUGGAACAAAUACCCCUCCGAUAAAAUACUGCAGCGAUUCACAUUCAAAGAUAGAGCUGAGAGUGGUAUGGUAUGGUAUGAUGGUUUUUGAAGAUAUAAAAAAAUGUUUCAUCAUGAUUUUUUUUUUCUUAUUGAGAGGCAAAAAACGGUAGUAUUGUCCUUCAAAACAUCUUUCUAUGUAUGUUUCCUUUUUUUUGUAUAAUUGAUGACCAACAA